Molecule: messenger RNA, 575 nt
Organism: Lucilia cuprina (Australian sheep blowfly)
Lineage: Eukaryota; Metazoa; Arthropoda; Insecta; Diptera; Calliphoridae
Exons: 5
Coding region: 48-488 (146 amino acids)
Source: RefSeq, a predicted model, not a curated record
UAGCACUGGAACCAUUGUUUUGCAUUCAGUAAUAAACUUACAACAAAAUGCAAUUCUUGGUAAAACUUUUAUUUAUUGCUUUGGUUGCAACCACUUUGCAUCAAAGUAAUGGUGAAAAUAUUUUUAAAAAAUUAGCUCAUGAUAUUGAACAUGUGGCUGAUAAAUUUGCCCAUGACGUCAGAAGAGGCUUUGAUGAUUUCGGUCAUGAUGUUAAAAAAGGAUUUGACAUUUUUGGUCAUGAUAUGAAAAAAGAUUUCGAUGAUUUUGAUCAUGAUGUGAAAAAUGCUGCCGAUGACAUAGACCAUAUUAUGAAAAAGUUUGGUGGUGAUGUGGAUCACAUUGUUAAGGAGUUUGAGUCGCAUGUAAAGGAUGCAAUCGCUAAGGCCGAACCAUUUUUGAAAAUGGCCAGAAUCAUCGUUAAAGAUAUUGCAUUGCCUUUAUCUGAAAUUACCGAUGUUGCAAUUUUGAUUGAAAUGCUUAUGGCAUAAUUUUUUAAUAUUUUAAUUUUUUUUAUUAAAUGACUCACUUGCCAAAGCGUUUAACUUAGAUUGAAAAAUAUAUAAUUAAUUUUAAUA